CAAAAUGGCAGCCCCGGCGGCUGGCAGUCAUGUCGGAGAGGGCGCCCGGGCGCCCCUCCGCCGCCGCCGCCCGGCCCCGCCGCCGCAGUGCCGGCGGGAAGGCCCCCUCCGCCAACGCCUCAUGUCGCACUUCCACACACCGCCGCUCCCCUUGGGCCUGCCAGAACCGAGAGCCGGCGGCGGGGCGGGCCGGGGCGGCGGGGCUCCCCUCACGGCCCGGCGGGGCGGGCAAGGCCGCCGCCCGCGCCCGACGGUUCCCUUCGCCGCAGCUGAAGAGGAGGAGGAGGAGGAGGAGGAAGAGGAGAAGGGGGGGGGGGAGAAAAAAAACAUGGCGCCGCGUCCUACUUGCGGUGUGGCGCUGCCAGCGCGGGGCCGGGAGCGGCGCGGGGAGGGCGCUCGCCCGCCGGCCCCGCUCGCCUCAUUGUGCCCCCCGUGCCCGAACAAUGAGCCCCCGCGGGCCGCGCAGGGCCGGGCCGGGCCAGGCCGCACCUCACCGCCCGCCGGGCACGGCGGCGUGUGCCGCGGCGGUAGCCCUCCCCCCUCUCCCCGUCGUCCUCCUCCUCCUCCUCCUCGCCCAGGAGUUUUUAAACUUUAAAGAGCAGGUUACAUCGACCUGCCCGCCUUUGUCCCUCGGACACCGCGCUUGGCCACCGAAAAGCCGCGGGACCGCGUCCCGCCGCCUUGCCUCCGCCCUCCCCCCAGCGCCCCCGGAGAGCAUCUGGAGAGAGGGAGAGAGAGAGAAAGGGCGCGUUCAUGAGGACUACAAAGUUACAAAUAUGGCUCCCCAGUCUCUCUUGCCUGAUCACUGCAAAGAAAUGAAGACGCACUUUAAACUAAACCAUUUGCAACUCACUCGCAGUCCCUGUCUGCCUCUCCCUGCCCAGCACCCAGUACAAAUAUUUGCGAACUAAACACGCCAAGAGAGGAGCACCAACUUAUUUUUAUUUAAUGCACGGCGAGCCCCCCCGAAGGCAUCGCACACCGGCAGAGUCAGGAGCAGCCUCUAGUUUCUCCCCCAGACCACAACGCGUGCGCCUUCGGGCACCCCCAAAUUGGGGUGCACAGCCACACACACACACACACAGGUAGGCACCUCAAGGGCAGCAGCGGC
Molecule: messenger RNA, 1111 nt
Organism: Grus americana (Whooping crane)
Lineage: Eukaryota; Metazoa; Chordata; Aves; Gruiformes; Gruidae
Exons: 2
Coding region: 30-911 (293 amino acids)
Source: RefSeq, a predicted model, not a curated record